Molecule: messenger RNA, 2596 nt
Organism: Gigantopelta aegis
Lineage: Eukaryota; Metazoa; Mollusca; Gastropoda; Neomphalida; Peltospiridae
Product: multiple epidermal growth factor-like domains protein 10
Exons: 13
Coding region: 95-2221 (708 amino acids)
Molecular function (GO): scavenger receptor activity
Source: RefSeq, a predicted model, not a curated record
UCUGAGUAAUGACGUCAUAUUUCUCCAGCAUUUUGAAGAUAACAGUGUUAAACGUGAAGCGUUUUGUCUUCUUUUUAUUUGUGGGACACUGCAAAUGAAGUUAUCAAUCCUGUUUGUUGCUUUCUUGACUACCGUCAAGGCUGAUCUAGCAUGCCCCGAUGGCUUUUGGGAUGACUCUUGCUCUAGCGAAUGUGGUAACUGUAAAGAAUCUAAAUGUGACAAACGUACUGGAAAUUGCAAAAGGUGCAAGUAUGGAUGGGCUCUGCCAAAAUGUACAAUCUGUGCAGAUGGAUUAUGGGGAGAGGCUUGCAACAAGACAUGUGGACAUUGUAAAGGGUCUACCUGUGAUGAAUAUAAUGGAUGGUGUAAAUUCUGUCAAGAUGGCUUUUGGGGUCUGUCUUGCACUAAAAUAUGUGGUAACUGUAAAGGACCUAAAUGUAACUUUGAUACUGGAAUUUGCACGUGCAAGUCUGGAUGGGCUCCGCCAAACUGUACUGAAUCUAUUCUAAAUACGCCAACCACGACGCCAACCACCACGCCAGAAUCUAUUCUAAAUACAGCAACCACCACGCCAACCACCACGCCAACCACGACGCCAACCACCACGCCAGGCGGGGAUACAUUUCACAUUGACUGCGUGGGCCCCGCGAUAAUUGGGCAGCUGUCAAAAAUGACGUGUCGCGGACCUUUUGAAAUAGGAGUACACUGGUAUCGACCAGAUGGUAAAUCAGUAAGAUGGUGUAACAAGUUAAAAAUAAAUUGUCGAACAGCUGACGGAUACGACGAUCGUCCUCACAGAGGUGGUGAUUUAACAAGAGACACUUUGGAAAUAGAAUCCUUCGAUCCAGAAGUUGAUGGUGGUCUCUGGACGUGCAGAGAUGGACGUGUUAGCAGAUCAUAUGUUACAUGUUGGCUAGGCUCUACAAAGGAGAAAGGUGAACGUACAGUACACAUUGACUGCUUGGGCCUCGCGACAAUUGGGCAGCAGACAUACAUGACGUGUCGUGGAAAUUUUAGAUUAGGAGUAUACUGGUAUCGACCAGAUGGUGAAAUAGCAAGAUGGUGUGACCAGACCAAAAUAACUUGUGCAAGAGUUGACGGAUACAGCGGUGAUUUUCCCUAUGGUGGUGGUAUAGCAAGCGACACUUUGGUACUAGAGUCCUUCGAUCCAAAAGUUGAUGGUGGUAACUGGACGUGCAGAGAUGGACGUGAUGGCACACAAUUUGGUACAUGUCAGAAGACCUAUACAACAGAAAAGCCUACAGCUGGUCCAACCACACCAACCACUACACAAACCACGCCAGACGACAAAACGACUUUCUGGAUUAUAAUUGCGAUAGUGGUUUUCUGCGUUCUGAAUCUGAUUGCAGUACUAUGUGCAUAUCUAGCACUGAAACGCUUAAAACAGAAAAACAAAGAAAAUCCAGAGACGCCAUACAAGAUAAUGGAAGACGAGAACAAAGAACACCACACAAACAAACACCACCAGAAACACCAACCACAUCAAAACACACAUCAAAAACACAAAGAGUAUCAAGAACACAAAGGAUACCAACAACACCAACAACACCAACAACACAAAGAACAUCAACAACACCAACAACAAUACCACAAGGAAUAUCAAGAACACAAAGAACAUCAACAACACCAACAACAACACAAAGAACAUCAAGAACACAAAGAACAUCAAGAACACCAACAACAAUACCACAAGGAAUAUCAAGAACACAAAGAACAUCAACAACACAAAGAACAUCAGGAACACCAACAAAACAAAGAACAUCAAGAAGACAAAGAACACAUAGACCAUCAAGAAGACAAAGAACACCAACAAAGCAAAGAACAUCAAGAAGACAAAGAACAUCAAGAACACAGAUAUCAUCAAGAACACAAAGAACAUCAUGUAGACAAAGAUCAUCAAGAACACAAAGAACAUCAAGAAGACGAAGAUCAUCAAGAACACAAAGAACACAUAGAACAUCAAGAACACAAAGAACAUCAAGAAGACAAAGAACACAUUGAACAUCAAGAAGACAAAGAACAUGAAGAAGUCAAAGAAGAUCAAGAACGCAAAUAUCAUCAAGAACACAAAGAACAUCAAGAAGACAAAGAUCAUCAAGAACACAUAGAACAUCAAGAAGACAAAGAACAUCAAGAAGACAAAGAUCAUCAAGAACACAAAGAAAAUCAAGAAGACAAAGACCAUCAAGGACACAAAUAACAUCAACAACACAAAGAACACCAACAACACCAACAAAACAAAGAACAUCAAGAAGACAAAAAUCAUCAAUAACACAAAGAACACACAGAACAUCAAGAAGACAAAGACCAUCAAGAACACAAAGAAAAUCAAGAAGACAAAGAUCAUCAAGAACACAAAGAACAUCAAGAAGACAAAGAUCAUCAAGGACACAAAGAACAUCAACAACACCAACAAAACAAAGAACACAAAGAACACCAACAACACCAACAAAACAAAGAACAUCAAGAACACAAAGAACACCAACAAAACAAAGAAUAUCAAGACGACAAAGAACACAUAGAACAUCAAGAAGACAACGAUCAUCAAGAACACAAAGAACACAAAGAAUAUCAA